AGACUUUUCCGUGUACUCUUUUGUGUGUUUUGUCUGUCGGCUUUUCGAGAUGGUUUGGAAAUUAAGUAGAUUAUCGUACCUUGGCAGUAAACGAUGUAUGUCUACGGUUACGAAUGAUAGUGUAAGGCAAAUGAAGAAUGAUAUGUUUAAUAAAGAAAAACUGAGGCAACAGUCUUUAAUCACUCGAAUUGAGAAAAUAGAGGUUAAGUAUGAUGGUGUACCUUCAGCAAGCUCUUUAAUGAUGAAUCGAAAUCUAUCCACGCCUUACAACUGUGCAAUGCAUAUCCACGAAGUGCUGUGCCAGCGCUGUGUUCUUGCUGAAGUAAAUGGUCACUUGUGGGACAUGCACAGGCCUUUAACUGAAAACUGCGAACUUCGUUUAUUGAACUUUCAUACAGCUCCAUCUGUGCUAAAUAAGGUCUUUUGGAGAAGUUGCAGCUUUUUAUUGGGCUUGGUUAUUGAAAGAGCAUUUAAAGAAGAAUAUUUUAUCGAUCUCCAUAGUUGGCCAAAACCUAAUGUUCAAAGUGGAAGUUACGUGUAUGAUGCUGACAUUGGAAUACCCAAUUGGAAACCUACCACGGAAGAACUGAAAACAUUUUCAGCUAUGUUGUGGAAGCUAAGCGCGGAAGAUCAUCAUUUUGAAAGGUUAGAUGUUUCUCAAGAAUUGGCAGAAGAAAUGUUCAAACAUAAUCGUUUUAAACGACAGCAAAUUCCGCAACUAGCAGUAGAUGGAAACGUAACACUUUAUCGCGUAAAGGAUCACAUUGACAUCAGCUUUGGUCCGAUGAUUGGAAGUACAAAAUUUGUUGGUACUACGCAAGUUACAGCAGUUCAUCAACUGGAUAAUGAUUGUGGGUAUAGGUUUCAGGCUUUGUCAAUUCCCAAGCAAUUAACACUUAAUAGUUUUGCAUUUAGUGUACUUGCAGAUCGAGCAAAGAAGUUGAACACCACUGGAUUAAAAUCACAUGAUGUUAGUAAUUCCUCUCUAGAAAGUGAUUCACUGCAAGAGAGUGAUUUAUCUCCAGAGAGUAAUUCACCCCAAGAAAGAGCCUUAUAAAUAAGCCUGUUGUAUGUUUUAAAUUUUUAAAGAAAUUAAUUAUAUUAAAAAUAUUAUAAAUUGC
Molecule: messenger RNA, 1121 nt
Organism: Stegodyphus dumicola
Lineage: Eukaryota; Metazoa; Arthropoda; Arachnida; Araneae; Eresidae
Gene: mRpL39
Product: mitochondrial ribosomal protein L39
Biological process (GO): threonyl-tRNA aminoacylation
Cellular component (GO): mitochondrion
Molecular function (GO): threonine-tRNA ligase activity; nucleotide binding
Source: RefSeq, a predicted model, not a curated record